AUGAAGGUAGCAGUUCUUAUCCUGACCGCUUCAGUUCUAGCAGAACCAAGCAAGGUCGUUCAGAAACGUAGCGGCUUAGUUGGCCAUUACGGUCUCGCAGGGGUGGGGGGCGCACUCAUAGGACACGGAGCCAUAGGACACGGGGCCAUAGGACACGGGGCCAUAGGAUACGGGGCCGUAGGAUACGGGGGCGUAGUGGGACCGAGCUUAGGGUACAGUGCCGCGGUGGGUCCAAGUCUAGGAUACAGCGCAGGCACUAUUGUGGGGGCGGACGUUCACACUACUGUCACUAAACACGUGGGUGUACCCGUCCCAGCGCCGUACCCCGUGGCGGUUGACAGACCUGUACCUUACCCUGUCAAGGUGGCAGUGCCAGUUCCUGUUGACAGACCUUACGCAGUCCCUGUGCCUAAGCCGUACCCUGUAGCUGUUGAAAAACAUGUCGCUGUCCCCGUUGACAGGCCCGUACCUGUACCUGUGCCUCACGCUGUACCCUACCCGGUCAUUAAACAAGUCGGUGUUCCCGUACCCCAGCCAUACCCUGUUGCAGUGCCCAAACCGGUAGCUGUACCUGUGCCUCAACCCGUGGCAGUGCCGAUAGUGAAGUCCGUGAUCGCAGCACCCGCUCAUAUAACCGGUCCAGUCCUAGGAGACGGCCUUUACGGUCACGGUUAUGCCGCUCACGGACUAUCAGCUCACGGAAUAUCUGGGCAUGCCAAACUUUGGUAG
Molecule: messenger RNA, 729 nt
Organism: Diatraea saccharalis (sugarcane borer)
Lineage: Eukaryota; Metazoa; Arthropoda; Insecta; Lepidoptera; Crambidae
Source: the annotation of a GenBank genome assembly